CUAUUUUUUACAGGCGAAAAGCGAACCAACCUCCACAAUCGCUGAUCCCUCUUGACCUCCAUCAACCGUCGAUACAACCGAUUUUCGAUUUUCUAUCCGCCGCCGCGCGAGAGAAGAAAUGGCAUCGGGGUGGGGAAUCACCGGCAACAAAGGGCGGUGCUACGAUUUCUGGGUCGACUUCAGCGAGUGCAUGUCUCGCUGCCGUGAGCCCAAGGACUGCGUCCUCCUCCGCGAAGACUACCUCGAGUGCCUCCACCACUCCAAAGAGUUUCAACGAAGGAAUCGUAUUUACAAGGAGGAGCAGCGUAAAAUCAGGGCUGCUGCACGGGCCAAGGAGGGUGGGGAGGUUGAUAAGCAUCACCAUACGUAGCAGAAAUCGAUCUUAUCCAUCGAACCGAAGAAGACAAUGAGCAGUCGGAGUAUGAGCAGAACUCUCUAUGUUGGGAAUCUGCCCGGUGAUAUACGCGAGAGAGAGGUGGAAGAUUUGUUUUUCAAGUAUGGACGCAUAGCCCAUAUUGACCUGAAGGUCCCCCCAAGGCCUCCUGGUUAUGCAUUUGUUGAGUUUGAAGAUGCUCGUGAUGCUGAAGAUGCACUCCGUGGUCGUGAUGGCUAUGAUUUUGAUGGGCAUCGUUUAAGAGUUGAACUUGCACAUGGAGGGCGUGGGCAUUCAUCUUCUUCAGAUCGUCAUAGUAAUUAUAGUGGUGGUCGAGGUGGACGUGGGAUGUCCAGGCGCUCAGAUUAUCGUGUGUUAGUCAGUGAACUUCCCCCUUCCGCUUCAUGGCAAGAUCUUAAGGAUCAUAUGCGACGGGCGGGAGAUGUCUGUUUCUCCCAAGUUUUUCGUGAUGGUAGUGGUACAACAGGGAUUGUAGACUACACAAACUUAGAAGAUAUGAAGUAUGCGAUCAAAAAGCUUGAUGGCUCUGAGUUCCGAAAUGCUUUUGACCGCCAAUCUGUUCGCGUGAGGGAAUAUGAUGCGAAGAGGGACUCGUCUAGGAGCCCUAGUCGUGGUCGAUCUCAUUCAAGAGGCAGGAGCUACAGUCGCAGUCGUAGUCCAAGUUAUGGCCGGGGCAGAAGCAGGAGCAAGUCUCCAAAAACCAAAUCUUCACGCCUCUCACCCGCUAGAUCUCGAUCAAGAUCUGCUUCUCUCCCGCGUUCGCGAUCAAGGUCUCGCUCUCCAUCAGGAUCACGAUCAAGAAGCAGAUCUCCAGUGCCUUCGAAACGCAUUAGUAAAAGCCCGAAGAAGCACAUUAGUAAAAGUCCAAAGAAGCGUAGUACCAGCAGGAGUCCAAUCCGGAGCAGGAGCAGGAGCAAGAGUUUGUCACGGUGAUGUGAUGCUAUCCCGGACCUGAAUUUAUCACUUGGGGCAAGUUUUACAAUCUUUGUUAAAGGACACUGGAAUUCGGGUGACUUUUAUUUAGCGGACUUCUAAGUUUAUGGAUGGAUUCGUUUCGUUUUUAAAAUCGUUGCGUCUGUUACAUUGUUUAUUGCGGCGAACUGUUGUUUAACCGAAACUGGCGUUUUACCAUCUUUGCACUUUGUAAUGCAUUUGAGACUUUUUGCUGCUACA
Molecule: messenger RNA, 1567 nt
Organism: Malus domestica (apple)
Lineage: Eukaryota; Viridiplantae; Streptophyta; Magnoliopsida; Rosales; Rosaceae
Source: RefSeq, a predicted model, not a curated record